AUGAUUAAAAACACCUGGUCUUAAAACACAACCUCUUUUUUUUGACGUAUCUAUUAAAACAGUGUUUUAUUUUUGUACGUAAAAAAUUUAAAAUUUUUACUCCAAGAAGUUUAUCAAUUGUUUUAUUGAGUUUUUUUUUCUUUAUUAAAAAAUGGAAGAUUAUACAAUCACUGGAAGAAUUGGUGAGGGUGCUCAUGGCUUAGUUUUACGGGGCGUACAUUGUAAAAGUGGUAAACAUGUAGCGUUGAAACGUAUUAUGAUGAAAAAAAUAGAGGAUGAAAUACCUGUAUCUAUAAUACGAGAAAUAAAAAGCCUGCAAGAAUUGAAUCAUCCAUAUAUAAUAAAACUUUUAGAUGCAUUUCCAUCAGGGUAUGAUUUCAUAAUGGUAUUUGAUUAUAUGCCGUCUGGAUUGUGGGAACUAUUAAGAGCCAAUGACAGACCAUUGACGGUGCCACAAAUUAAAAUUUACUUUAAGAUGCUUUUAGAGGGUGUACAUUAUAUGCACAAAAAUAAUUUUAUGCAUCGGGAUCUGAAGCCCGCUAAUUUAUUAAUAGACAAUGAAGGGAUAUUAAAGAUAGCUGACUUUGGACUGGCAAGAUUAAUGUAUGAUGAUAGUACCCAUCCAUAUUCCCAUCAAGUGGCAACGAGAUGGUAUCGAGCGCCAGAAUUAUUGUACGGAUCGAAAAUUUAUACGUCUGCUAUUGAUAUGUGGUCAAUUGGUUGUAUAUUCGGGGAGAUGAUUAAUAGUUCUCCAUUAUUUCCGGGUGAAACAGAUAUCGAGCAACUGGCAAUCGUUAUAAAGCAACUGGGCUCACCAACACCAGAAUCGUGGCCUGAAUUAAAAACUUUACCUGAUUAUAAUAAAAUAACUUUUCCAUAUCAGAAAAGUGUACCAUGGGAACAAAUUGUCCCUGAAGCAUCACCCGAUGCUUUGGAUAUUGUGCGUUCCUUAUUGAUUUAUAAUUCAUCUAAACGACUGACUGCUGAAGAGGUAUUAAAACAUGAUUACUUUUACGUACCACCUUUCCCGUGUGAUAUCAAACAGUUACCAAAACCACCAAGUGAUCAUAGGAAUCAGUUCAAAACUAAAGAAAUUAAUUGUAACAUUAAACCAACUGAAUUGUUUGCUGAUUUAUUAAAGAUAAUGUGAUGACAACUUA
Cotesia glomerata is the source of this 1160-nucleotide messenger RNA. RefSeq names its product cyclin-dependent kinase 20-like. The transcript has 5 exons. The coding region runs from base 152 to 1150 and encodes 332 amino acids. Gene Ontology annotation, biological process: protein phosphorylation. Gene Ontology annotation, cellular component: nucleus. Gene Ontology annotation, molecular function: cyclin-dependent protein serine/threonine kinase activity; ATP binding. NCBI's taxonomy places the organism in Eukaryota, Metazoa, Arthropoda, Insecta, Hymenoptera, Braconidae. The record is from RefSeq and is a predicted model, not a curated record.